UAGGAACAGCGCGAACGCCCAUCGCGUCGUCCGAAAGAGAGGUCGAGAAAAAGAGAGAAGGAAACCAAAGACUCGGACGAGUAACGACAGUCAAAAAACAGUCUUUGCGGGAGUCGCCUUCGGCUGCUCCCGCGUCUGUGUCUAGGUUGCUAGUUAAAUUUUAAUCGAACGAUAUCGGUGCAUUCCUCUCUUUCUUCAAGAUUUUCUCGGCAUCGGAGAGUGAUGUAAAAAAAAACGUAAACGUUAUGUACGCGCUAAUUGUUACGGAAGACGUAGAAUUAAACGUUAGGUCGAUUCGAACACGACGGUAGAAGGAUAAAUUGUCUACAGGUGAGAACCUGUCAAAGACGUUGAACAGUUUUGUUAAAUUAUUAUUAUAAUAGUUUUGUUAAUGUUGCUCGUUUAAAGGCGGCGCCUUUUGUUUACGAAAGAAACUCGAGAUUGACUGAUCGUAACAAUUACUCGAUAAAUUCCUUCGACGCUACUGCGACUUGGAAUUGACAUACGUCCGUCGGAAGCUAAAUGAGUGAAUAGAUCUAUCUCUGUUUUCGAUAAUAACGUUUCCUUUGAUUCGCGAUAAAGUGUCACAUUUUGUUCGUCGCUCAGUCGCAGUGUAUUUCAGUGAACAACCAAGUUAGGGUAAAUCAGUCAGUCGGUUACCAAAUAAUUGUAAUGACAAAUACAGGUGUAAAGCGAUAAAGACACCGUUAUCUGAAGGAUCGUGUCAAAAGUUGCACGUGCUACGAUGGGGCUCGAUACGGAGCUCACCGGAGUUUUGCGGGACGUGGUGCAGUUUCUGGAGUGUCUCCGAGAAGCGAAACUCGCCCCCAGCCUGGAAUGCGUGCGAAGUAACCUGCUGAUACGCUCGAAAGACGCGUUGACGAUGCUCGUAGUAGAGAGGCUCGUCAGGUCGAGUUCCCCGGAGCCGUAUCUGAACAUGAACGCCGCGAAGUCGAAGGGUUUGGUGACGAAAGUGGAAACCGAACUUCAAGAAUACGUGGGAGCGGAAGAACGGCCGGAAAAGCAGCCGCAGCAAGAUUAUUACGAGACCUUACAAACCGUCGAAUCGAGUAACGUGAUUACAAUUAAUGGAACGGACAAAGAUGCAGAUGAACAAACUGAAAAUACUUUGUUGGAGGUUUAUGCUAAUCUGUCGGCGGCGCAGGCCAAAAGCAUGUGUCAGAUGUGUGGCUCGCUUUACAGGAAGGAGGGGAAGAAGUUGUUCGUUUUCGAACAAUACCGAGCAUACUGGAUCGGUCUGAUUGGAUCAUACUUGUUGAUUUAUGGAAGCGACCGGGACAGUCGGCCGUGCACCAUUUUGCCGAUACGCGGUUAUAUGGCUCGAGCGGCUCCGAACGCUGUUCCUCGGGAUCAGCGACGGAGCGAAAGUACCUUCGAGAUAUUUCGUCCUGGUAACAGGACUUUCCAGUUCGUGGCGAGCACUCCGAAGAACAUGGAGCAGUGGAUAGCGAAGAUCUGCGAGUUAGGGAGUGCUGAAAAAACUGAGCAUAAAGCGUUAUCGAAAGUUGUGACGAAGUCGGAAAGCGAUGUGACGCAUUCGAACGGCCAGGGAAAUCCGGAACGUAGGGAAGAACGAUAUCAGGACGUGGGAUCGUUGGUCGAUAACGUCCCCGAAGAGCCUCCAACAGUUUCGAACGCUAAAGAAGAUAACAGUAAAGAGACCGAUUCUUCAGCGAAGGAAACGUGUACUGAAAUCGGCAUUUCCCCUCCUUCCAUUAGCCCUGUUGUAUCAAUUUCACCACCUCCUCCACCUCCGCCACCUCUUCCGCCUUCUCCUCACUCUGUUAAUUCGCAAGCUCGAAUUCCUCGGAAAUUACCGUCUUUGCCCGAAGAUCGUUCGUCUUACGAAUUUCUCGAGGAGGAAGAGGACGACAUCUAUCACAAGAUCGAAGAUUAUAGAGACGCGAUGCGUUACGGAAACCUCGCUGAAAUCCGAGCUAAUGCUCGAGCGAGGGAACCGGCAACCUAUGACGAUGCGCGAUCUGCUCGCGCGAAUAUAAAAAAUGAAAGUAAAUUGGAACACAAACAGAGAAAGAAAAAUUCCGAAAACUCUGCGAGAAAGUCGCUGAAUCUGCGAAACGAAGCAACUUACGACGACACUGCGAAUACCGUAACGAAAGACAAAAAUGUUCUGAUUAACGAGCAAGAGAGUUUAGUCUCCUAUGAUGAUGUCGAGAAUUUAGCUUCAAAGUCGAUCAAAGCUCGAACGGAUAAAACGGACGAGGUGACGAAAUCACCACAGAAGAAGUCCUUCCUGGAUAGAGUGAGAAGCAAAAGAGAAUUCCCGAAGAAAAGUGAAAAGAAAGUAAAAUGUAAAACUCCAACAUCGCCACCUCCGCCGUGCCCGGCGCCCGAGAUCGAUCAGGAACCGCCAACUUAUUACGAUGAUGUAUCCGAUUUCGCUAAGGCUCCAGAAAUUAAACGUGUUGAGGAAGAAGACUCGGAGUAUACUUGUCCACCCGCACCGAGACCGGUUUACGUGAAACCACCUGUGGUGGCCGAUACGGUCGACUCGCAAGAAUUUUACGACGACGUCAGUGCGUGUCGGGAGAAGUAUGAAAAAGACCGCGAUACGUGUCAAUUUGAUCAGCGAUCGCCCAGGAAACAUAGUUAUGGCCGCGAUCAUGCUUCUACUGAUUUGUGCGAAAAUGUGGAGGAUAACGAACAUUAUAAAAUACCCCGCGUCGAUGCUGGACAUCCUAAGAGCAUUCUUAUCGAAACAGAUGAAUUGUAUGAUGACAUUGCCAUACUUGCGGACUUCACAGCACGACAGAAAGAGUAUCCCGUUAAGAAGGAUAACGAGGAAACGAAAUUGCAAGCUAGUCCGGAGAAAAGAUCGUGGAAUAGAUUCGGGAAAAAAACUAAAACGAUCGAUACCGUUUCUGAAAGUAAUCGAGCCUCUAACGGUUUGGAAGACGUGACGGACGAGUUUAACGAACAGCAAAGUUCGUUGCGAAUGAAUACGUUCCAGAAGUUAAUCAGCAGAAUGGAGAACUCUCUUGGUAAAGCGUCCGUCAGGACUGCGUCGUCGAUGCUCUUGAAUAAAACAAACGUCGUCAACAAUGCAUAACGUUUCAAGGAAAAUGCUUGCACGCAUUUCUAAAAUCCUAAUUAAUCUUAAUUAUUCCUAAUCUUGUUAUAUUCAAGACAACUAUUUACAGACCAAAGAUAGCGGAUUAGUUAUUUUCUUAUAAAUUUGUAUCACAUGGAAAUGCUUAGUGUUUGUAAGAAUUUUUUAUUUUGCAAAAUAAAUAAUUAUCCCUGAUA
Molecule: messenger RNA, 3288 nt
Organism: Megachile rotundata (alfalfa leafcutting bee)
Lineage: Eukaryota; Metazoa; Arthropoda; Insecta; Hymenoptera; Megachilidae
Product: blown fuse
Cellular component (GO): cytoplasm; plasma membrane
Source: RefSeq, a predicted model, not a curated record